AUGGUUCGCUCUAGUGUCACCAUCCUCUUUACCCACCUUGCUCGUCGAUCACUCUUUCACGCUAACGAUUCUGUAUAUCAAUUAGUUUUCCAAAGGGGUUAUAGGACAUUGAAUUUAGGAUCAUGUAGUUCAUCUAGAGUUAUUGGUAGUAAUGCACCAAAUGUUGCAGUUAAAGGCUAUGUUAAUUUGAAGAACUGGUUGCUAUUGGGAGCGGCUAAUUCAUAUUUAGGGGCGUAUAGAUCAAUUCAUGGCUCAGCAUCAUUGGCAAGGGAUUAUUAUGAUGUUCUUGGAGUGAGUAAAGAUGCAAGCUCUUCCGAAAUAAAGAAGGCUUACUAUGGGCUUGCGAAGAAGCUUCAUCCAGACACAAAUAAAGAUGAUCCCGAGGCUGAAAAGAAGUUUCAAGAAGUCACAGUGGCAUAUGAGGUUUUGAAGGAUGGGGAAAAACGUCAACAGUAUGAUCAGGUUGGACAUGAUGGCUAUGUAAACCAACAAAGCACUGGUUUUGGAGGCGAGGGUGGCUUCAAUCCUUUCGAGCAUGUGUUCAAUGGCUUCAAUCCUUUCAACAACAUUUUCCGUCAAAGUGCUGAUGUCAAGACUGUCAUUGAACUAUCUUUUACCGAAGCUAUUGAAGGGUGCACCAAAACUCUGGCAUUUCAAACAGAUGUCCUUUGUAAUGCUUGUGGUGGGAGUGGUGUUCCUCCUGGUACAAGACCUGAAACUUGUAUGCGAUGUAAAGGGUCAGGGAUGAUAUUUGUACAAACUGGAAUAUUCAGAAUGCAGAGUCCUUGUGGUACCUGCAAGGGAACUGGAAGAAUUGUAUCGAAUUUCUGCAGGUCUUGCAAGGGUGCGAAAGUUGUCAAAGGAACAAAGACAGUAAAGUUGGAUAUUAUAUCUGGAAUCGACAAUAAUGAGAUUCUAAAGGUGUAUGGAGGUGGUGGAGCAAAUCCUGAUGGACAUCAUUCCGGUGAUCUAUAUGUUACUAUCAAGGUUAGGGAAGAUCCUGUUUUUCGCAGAGAUGGAUUAGAUGUUCAUGUGAAUGCUGUUUUAAGUUUCACUCAGGCGAUUUUGGGGGCAACCAUUGAGGUCCCAUCUUUUACUGGAAAUGUAAUGCUUAAGGUUCCCCCAGGCACCCAACCUGGUCAAAAGGUGGUUUUGAAAAGGAAAGGUAUAAGGAAAGGAACAAAUAGUUUCAAAUAUGGGGACCAAUAUGUUCAUUUUAAUGUCAGCAUUCCAGCAAGCCUGACAGAGAGACAGCAUGGAUUGAUCGAAGAGUUUGCCAAGGAAGAGCGAGAGGAAUCGGAUAAACGGAAAGCUGCUUCGGCUUCUAGUUAA
Messenger RNA from Vicia faba (fava bean), 1332 nucleotides. Lineage: Eukaryota; Viridiplantae; Streptophyta; Magnoliopsida; Fabales; Fabaceae. The record is from the annotation of a GenBank genome assembly.